This is a messenger RNA of Lathyrus sativus (Indian pea), 1359 nucleotides long. The record is from the annotation of a GenBank genome assembly. NCBI's taxonomy places the organism in Eukaryota, Viridiplantae, Streptophyta, Magnoliopsida, Fabales, Fabaceae.
AUGGCGGUAACUGAACCGUUGGUAAAACCAACCUACAUUUCGCUCCAAGAGCUUCAAAAACACAACAAACGUGGCGACGCAUGGAUCUCCAUUGACGGCAAGAUCUACGACGUUUCAAAAUGGGCCAACUACCAUCCCGGCGGCGAAGUUCCUCUCCUCAACCUCGCCGGACAAGACGUCACUGACGCAUUCCUCGCUUUCCACCCUCCCUCCGCCUACAAACAACUGGAUGCAUUCUUCACCGGGAGUUACCUUCGUGAUUAUACUGUCUCCGAAGUGUCUCGUGAUUACCGGAGUCUGUUCUCCGAGCUCACCAAAUUAGGUUUAUUCGAAGAUAAAGGACACGGUGUUUUGAUUCUGCUUUCGUUGAUUGUUGUUAUGUUCUGUGUGAGUGUUUAUGGUGUUCUGUUUUCUGAUAACAUGGUUGUUCAUGUGCUUUCCGGUGGUUUGAUGGGGUUUCUGUGGAUUCAAAGUGGUUGGCUUGGUCAUGAUUCUGGUCAUUAUCAGAUCAUGGUGAACCGGAAAUGGAAUCGGUUUAUGCAGAUCCUUUCUGGUAAUGUUCUUGCUGGUAUAAGCAUUGGAUGGUGGAGAUGGAAUCAUAAUGCUCAUCAUCUUGCCUGUAAUAGUCUUGAUUUUGAUCCUGAUCUUCAGCAUUUACCGUUUUUCGUCGUGUCUUCGAAGUUUUUCGGUUCGCUUACUUCUUCUUUUUAUGGUAGGAAGAUGAACUUUGAUUCUUUUGCUAGGUUCUUGGUUAGUUACCAGCAUUGGAGUUAUUACCCUGUUAUGUGCUUUGCUAGGCUCAAUUUGUUUGCUCAAUCCUUUUUCCUGUUACUGUCUAAGAGAAAAGUUCCUAACAGAAAGAUGGAGCUUUUAGGGUUGCUUGCUUUUUGGAUUUGGUACCCUUUAUUGGUUUCCUUUUUGCCUAAUUGGCGUGAAAGGGUUCUGUUUGUGAUGGCUAGUUUUACUGUCACUGGUAUUCAACAUGUUCAGUUCACUUUGAAUCAUUUCUCUGCGAGUGUUUAUGUCGGUCCGCCGACGGCUCAUGAUUGGUUUGAGAAGCAGGCUAGUGGAACUCUUGAUGUUACGUGUUCGUCUUGGAUGGAUUGGUUUCAUGGUGGUUUGCAGUUUCAGGUCGAACACCAUCUGUUUCCGCGGCUUCCACGACGUAAUCUGAGGAAAAUUGCGCCGUUGGUUAAGGAUCUGUGCAAGAAACAUAACCUUCCAUACACUUGUGUGUCUUUCUGGAAGGCUAAUGUACUUACCGUUCAGACGUUGAGGAAUGCUGCUUUGCAGGCGCGGGAUCUUACUAAACCAGUUCCAAGAAAUUUGGUUUGGGAAGCUGUUAAUACUCAUGGAUGA